AUGUCUAGAAAUCCAAAGACCAGUAAGAAGAGUGCAGGCAAAUACGGAGAGUACAAAGAUAAUCUCAAUCCAGAUAAUAAUUGUGCUCAACAAGUCCUCAGCGGGAAUGUAGAAGACGCGUACGAAGUUGAUAACGGCGAACUCGGAGACGAACUUCUCAUAGACAUACAAAUCAUUCUUCACGAAAAGGAGACUGGUCUCGUGACAGGUUGUGUUGGAAUAGGCGCAUCCUCCAAUCACAAUCUCCUUCUUGAACACUCUGUCGGUCACAUAAAACAUCAGAUCGGUUGGUUUGCUUUCCUGGGUUUUGGAACGGACUCUACCAAGAGUGAGGAACUUUGCAAGAGUCUGAUUGUUGCCGGUCAGUUGGAGAAGUUCGUCGACUCCUUGGAAUCUUGCGGGGUCCGGAUUGUACCAGAAGCUGUAGAGCUUCUUCUCGUUGGACCAGCUGUCUUCCGGGGAGUGUGCACCAUUGACGUAGAGACUCUCCAAUACAUUCUUGUCGGAUAUCGCUUGAACGAGAAACUCUUCUUUUUGAUGCUCGAAUGUGUCGUCUGUGAUCUCCACUUCAAUUUUCUCCGUUUCGUUUUUAGUGGUAAAGGAGGGACAGUGUAUUUUCUGGAACGAGGAUGGGAGUAA
Caenorhabditis remanei is the source of this 639-nucleotide messenger RNA. RefSeq lists its product as uncharacterized. NCBI's taxonomy places the organism in Eukaryota, Metazoa, Nematoda, Chromadorea, Rhabditida, Rhabditidae. The transcript is spliced from 2 exons. The record is from RefSeq and is a predicted model, not a curated record. Bases 1 to 639 code for a protein of 212 amino acids.